CUCAUAUAAUAAUAUUCCCAUAGCAAUAAAAUAACAGUGAGUUAAUACAUAAACACAGUGCAAAUCGCAUAAUGAAUUUGUUUGAAAAUAUAAGCAAGAGCAAUUGAGCAACAAAACCAAUACCAGAUUUCCGAACAAGAAAUCCUCUCCAACUUCGAGGAUAAACAAGCAACUUUAUACUUCAAUUUUGCUGAAUUUAGGUCAGAAAUCAAAAUUUUGGAAAAUAGGGUUUCCAAGAGUUGAUUAAAUCGAGUAUGGAUGUAAUUAAAUCUCAGCAGAUAUCAUUCAGGGCGAUCCAAAAAGUAGUAGUUCAUCCAUUAGUGCUUCUUAGCAUCGUCGAUCAUUUCAAUCGUGUUGCACGCGAUACUAAGAAGCGUGUUGUCGGUGUAUUGCUUGGUAGCUCUUCCAAGGGUACUGUUGAUAUUACUAACAGUUAUGCAGUUCCCUUUGAGGAAGAAGACAAAGAUCCAGGAAUCUGGUUUCUAGAUCACAACUACCAUGAAUCUAUGUUUUCAAUGUUCAGGAGGAUUAAUGCUAAGGAGCAUGUUGUAGGCUGGUACAGCACUGGUCCUAAGCUACGGGAGAAUGAUUUGGAUAUCCAUAGAUUGUUUAAUGACUACGUUCCAAAUCCCGUAUUAGUUAUCAUUGAUGUGCAACCGGAAGAGCUAGGAAUACCCACAAAAGCUUAUUAUGCUGUUGAAGAAGUGAAAGAGAAUGCAACACAGAAGAGCCAGAAGGUAUUUGUCCAUGUUCCUUCUGAAAUUGCUGCCCAUGAAGUGGAGGAAAUUGGAGUGGAACACUUGCUCAGAGAUGUGAAGGAUACAACCGUCAGUACACUAGCAACAGAGGUUACUGGGAAACUUGCAGCUCUUAAGGGGCUAGAUGCUCGUCUUAAAGAGAUCCGAAGUUAUCUUGAUCUUGUUAUUGAUGGAAAGCUCCCCCUUAAUCAUGAAAUAUUAUACCAUUUGCAGGAUGUGUUCAACCUUCUUCCAAAUCUUGGUGUGCCUGAUUUGGUCAAGGCUUUUGCAGUCAAAACAAACGACAUGAUGCUGGUCAUAUACCUGUCUUCCCUCAUUCGAAGUGUGAUUGCGCUCCACAACUUGAUCAACAACAAGAUGCUUAACAAAGAGCAUGAGAAGGCAGAAGACUCAAAACCAGUAGCUGUACCUGCUGCAGCCGGAAGCUAGAAUCUAGUUCUUGUUUGAUUGAUGAGCUUCAGGGAGAGUACAGAUUGUGCGCGUUAAAGCAACUUGUUUUCUCAAUACUAUCAUUUGCAUUUAUCGCUAUAUCUUUAGAUUUGGAGCGAAAAAUUGCUUUAAUGCAUCAACUAUCUGCCUACCAGCGUUGGGAUUUUGUAAGGCAGUUCGAUAUACCGAAUUACAUAAGGAGUAUAUCAACAAGAUUAAUCAUAUGUUCCAAAACCCCGUCAGUUCAUUUUUCAAUUGAUUUCUUGUUCAUAAGGA
This is a messenger RNA of Amaranthus tricolor (Joseph's coat), 1463 nucleotides long. RefSeq names its product 26S proteasome non-ATPase regulatory subunit 7 homolog A. Gene Ontology annotation, biological process: proteasome-mediated ubiquitin-dependent protein catabolic process. Gene Ontology annotation, molecular function: protein binding; metallopeptidase activity. NCBI's taxonomy places the organism in Eukaryota, Viridiplantae, Streptophyta, Magnoliopsida, Caryophyllales, Amaranthaceae. Bases 255 to 1187 code for a protein of 310 amino acids. The record is from RefSeq and is a predicted model, not a curated record. The transcript has 10 exons. Gene Ontology annotation, cellular component: proteasome regulatory particle; proteasome complex.